AUGCAUCCUACUAAGUCGAAUGGUGUACGUCGGCCACCUGCAGCCAACGAAGAUGGAUUAGCUCAACUAAGUCGAUCAGCAGAAAAUGUGAAAAGAAUUAAAAGUGUACAAGACAAAUUUGUUAAUAGUCAAAAUUUACAAAAAGAAGGUCGAGCAUUAGUUGGCGAAGGUAUUUUAAUGAAAGUAUGCCGGAAAAAACCUAAACAACGAGCAUUCUUUCUAUUCAAUGAUAUUCUUGUCUAUGGACAAGUUGUUAUCAGCGGACGUAAGUAUUCACAGCAAAAAAUAAUUCCACUCGAUGAAAUAAAAAUCAAUCCAUCCGUGGAUACUCCUGAAAACCCAUAUGCAUGGUUGAUUAGUAGUCCAAAAAAAUCGUUCGUUGUAAGAGCCAAUUCAGAUCGUGAACGACAAGAAUGGCUUGCACAUCUUGAACAAUGUAUUCGUUAUGCAUGUGGUGGAACUAAUUCGCAGCAUAGUGCUGUUGCUGCACAUUGGGUGCCGGAUGAUAAAGCUGAUGUAUGCAUGCAUUGUGGUUCAACGAAAUUUUCUGCUUAUAAUCGCAGACAUCAUUGUCGAAACUGUGGCAUUAUUAUCUGUGAUGGAUGUUCAAAAGGACGUUUUUUACUACCACAUUUAGAUUCAAAGCCAGUUCGCAUCUGUGACGCAUGUCAUGUUAAAUUAAAUAAUCCUAAUAUGAACGAAUCCCGUCCAACACAACGCGAUCGCGCAGCUGAUAGCAGUGAUAGUGAUGGCGAAGAAGGAGCUGCACAGUUUGCUCCUGUUCCUGCAACUUUUUAUCAAAAUGUCGAAAAUUUAUAA
Messenger RNA from Rotaria socialis, 819 nucleotides. Lineage: Eukaryota; Metazoa; Rotifera; Eurotatoria; Philodinida; Philodinidae. The record is from the annotation of a GenBank genome assembly.